This is a messenger RNA of Microtus ochrogaster (prairie vole), 1638 nucleotides long. RefSeq names its product neural proliferation, differentiation and control 1 (gene Npdc1). NCBI's taxonomy places the organism in Eukaryota, Metazoa, Chordata, Mammalia, Rodentia, Cricetidae. Gene Ontology annotation, cellular component: membrane. The record is from RefSeq and is a predicted model, not a curated record.
UAGGUAAUGAGGAGGCAUCCUGCCGUAAAGACGGGAGGGCCCGAGACACUUAGUCGCUUGUAGAAAGGGGACCCCCAACAAGACGCAGAAGGAGGGGGCUCAGUCUGGAGAUGUCCCGCCCCCGCAGGUGGAGCGCGCAGGCGCAUUCCCUACACGUUUCUCUGACCGCGGAGCCUCCAUCCCAUCCCGGAUCCUUUGCCGCAGCGUCAGCGCCGCCUCCUCCUCUUUUCCUUUUCCGCCCCCUCCCGCUUCCCGGCUUCUCCAGUCACGGUUCCCGGAGCCGGUAUUGAGCCCGGGGCCAAAGGGUGCCAUGCUGCCCGGGUGGUACUGAAGCAUGGCGACGCCGAUUCCUCCGCCUUCCUCGCGGCACCUGCGGCUACUGCGGCUGCUGCUCACCGGCCUCAUCCUCGGAGCGGCCCUGAACGGUGCCACCGCCCUCCGCCCGGAUGAUCCCACCUGUCCUGGAAGCCUGGAUUGUGCCCUGAAGAGGCGGGCCAGAUGCCCCCCAGGUGCCCAUGCCUGUGGACCAUGCCUUCAGUCUUUCCAGGAGGACCAGCGAGGGUUGUGUGUACCCAGGAUGCACCAGUCUCCUGGGGAGGACCUGGCCCGGCCUAGAUUGGAAGAAGAGAUUGAUUCUCUGGCCCAGGAACUGGCACUGAAGGAGGAGGCUGAGCACUCACGGCUUACGGCACAGCCCUGGCCUGAGGCUGCACAGAACCUCCUGGAGCCCGCAGCUACCCAGGGAUUCUCAAAGUGGGGUCAAGGACUGGAACCCGGCCUCCCCUCCACGCACGGAACCUCCCUGCCCACGCCCCACGCCUCCUUGGGCUCCCCUGUAUCUUCUGGACCUGUGCACAAGUCCCCGCUGGAGUCCCGGGGCAGGCAUGAAAGUAGCCUCAUCCUUGUGCUGGUCCUGGCUUUCUGCUUGGUGAGCAUAGGCGCCCUGGCACUGGCAGCCCUGUUCUGGUAUAGGCUACAGCGAGAGAUCCGCCUGACUCAGAAGGCCGACUAUGCCGCCACAACUAAGGCGCCCGCUUCACCUGCGACACCUCGAAUCUCGCCUGGGGAUCAGCGGCUGGCGCACAGCGCUGAGAUGUAUCACUAUCAGCACCAGAGACAGCAGAUGCUGUGCCUGGAGCGGCAUAAGGAACCUCCAAAGGAACUGGAGUCAGCUUCCUCUGAUGAGGAGAACGAAGAUGGUGAUUUCACUGUGUAUGAGUGCCCAGGCCUGGCACCGACAGGGGAGAUGGAGGUGCGCAACCCACUGUUUGACCAUUCCUCGCUGUCUGCACCGGUGCCCGGUCCCCAUUCCUCACCUCCGCUGCAGUGACUCCUAGGCUGAUGCCCACUUGCCUGCAGCCCACAGCCCACCAAUGGGAGAAGCAAGUCCUGGUGUUCCCCGUGGAAAAGAACAGCAUUGUGACCUUCUGCAUGCUUUUGGCAGGAGGGAGGCACCAGCCCCUGGGCUCCUUUGCCAGGGAGAUACUCUGUAUUAUGUGGGAGACCUAGCAUCUGCUUGCACAUUCUUCUCUGGUCUGAACCCUCAGACUUGAGGGACUUAGUCCAGGAGCCCUAGAGCCCAGGCAUGAAUAGAAAGUUCUGGAGAUAAAAGCCAAUUAAAGUCUUUUUCAAACCUGU